AGAAGUUACCUGUUGGAUUGUUCUGUCCAUUCUCUUCCCAAUUCUUGCGGUAACCCCUAAGAGGGGAGCCGCAGACCGUAAGCCUUUUCCGAAAAAGAGGUAAGGGAAGGUAGACAAGGACGGCGGAGGAGACUGGCUAUUACAUUCCGAAGGAGGGACCCAUUGUACUUCUCUAGGGCACUCACUCGGCCUCGAGAAGACAGAACAGAGGUGACUUCUCGGUAGCAAAGGAACAGCCGGUCUAGGCUUCCUCUCGUCUGCUUUUUCCCUAGCCCAAAACGAUAGAGCCGUAUGGCUUCCGCGGUCUGGGGGAGUGCCCCCUGGUGGGGCCCGCCGCCACCAGCCCCAGCCCGCCCGCUCACAGAUAUCGACUUCUGCUCUGGAGCACAGCUCCAGGAACUAACCCAGCUUAUCCAGGAGCUGGGUGUGCAGGAGAGCUGGAGGGACGGGCCCAAGACGGGACCUGACCUCCUCCGGGCCAAGGACUUUGUUUUUUCUUUACUUGGUCUCGUUCACCGCCGAGACCCCCGCUUUCCUCCCCAAGCAGAGCUCUUGCUGCUUCGUGGCGGGAUUCGCGAGGGCUCCGUGGAUCUGGGGCCUUCACCCCUAGGUCCCUACGCCCGGGGACCUCACUACGACGCCGGCUUCACGUUACUGGUGCCCGUAUUUUCUCUAGAUGGCAUUGGGCAGGAGCUGCAACUGGACAUGGAAUCCAAUUAUGCCUGGCUCUGCCUCCCAGAAUUGAUGCACGGAACCUCGGUCCGAAAGGCAUGGCAGGAUUGCCUAGGACCCUCCGUCUCUGGAGGACGUGAUUUGAUCCACCGAACCGAAAGCGAAGAAAGUCCCAAAGACCAGCAAAGCUCGGCGGACCAACUGCACGGUUACGUCACUGAGCUUGAGCUGCGCUCGUCUUUGGAAAAAUCACCUAGUAACGGCUCCAGGGCCGAGUUGCCUCGGCAAGACGUAACCGAUUUUAGCUUUCCCGCACCGCUGAAAAAACUGAAUGGUGACGUCACCAAAGCAGCCACAGAUAGUCCAGUCCCACAGCCGUCGGAGGCUCCGGAGGCGUGGCCCACAUUGUGCCCUGCCAAGGUGGCUGCGUGGUUCUUUGCUAUGCUGGCUGAGGUCGCCGAGUCCCUGAUCCCGGUCCCAGGUGCCCCGCGCUUGGUCCACGCAGCCCGCCACGCAGGGUUCACCACCAUUCUCCUGGCUACGUCAGGGCCCCCACGCCGCCUCCUGCUUUUCGACCUAAUCCCUGUUGUGUCCGUGACCGGCUGGCCCGAGGGAGCUCGGAGCCACUCCUGGGCCGGCCCGCUGGCCUCCGAGUCGUCCUCCUUCUACCUAGUGCCCGGCGGCGACAUAGAGCGGCCGGGCGCUUCCGGCUGGCAGCUGUGUUUCGCCCGCCAGGAGCUGGCGCUCAAGGCGCUCAUACCCUCCCCGCUGCUGCAAGCGCACGCGGCUGCCCAGGCGCUGCUGCGCCCGCUGGUGGCCGGAACCCGGGCCGCGGCGCCCUAUCUUCUGCGGACGUUGCUCUACUGGGCUUGCGAGCGACUGCCGGCGCUCUAUCUGGCGCGGCCCGAGAAUGCUGGCGCCUGCUGCCUGGGGCUGCUGGAUGAGCUAGCCCGUGUGCUCGAGGCUGGGACUCUGCCCCAUUAUUUUCUGAGCGGACGAAAGCUCUGGGCAGGGGACAGUGCUACUGCGCUGCUCGUGGCGUUGGCCCGGCUUCGUGGGGACCCUGCCCGGGCCCUGUGCGCCACGGUGGAGGAGGCCAAGACAGCGCGAAAGGGGGGCGGCUUAGCUGGCCUGGGAGACAGGUCCCAUUAAAGACUAUUCCUGUCUGCAUGGAAAGCCUCUCACUUGGGAGACAGACUUAGCACUCCGGACCUAAAGAUCCCGUUCUAGAAGGCAUCCUUGCGGGUUCCAUCCCGUCAUUCCAUUUGCCUCCUGCCCCAUCUCUGGUACAGGUCGCCCCAUUCUGGCUUCUCUGCUCUCCAAAUCCGUGAUCAGCAUCCUUUGUGUCCUGGUACAGCCUCUG
Molossus molossus (Pallas's mastiff bat) is the source of this 2035-nucleotide messenger RNA. It is a transcript of the gene TMEM102, whose product is annotated as transmembrane protein 102. The transcript has 3 exons. The coding region runs from base 292 to 1824 and encodes 510 amino acids. Lineage: Eukaryota; Metazoa; Chordata; Mammalia; Chiroptera; Molossidae. The record is from RefSeq and is a predicted model, not a curated record.